This is a messenger RNA of Teleopsis dalmanni, 1641 nucleotides long. RefSeq lists its product as uncharacterized. The record is from RefSeq and is a predicted model, not a curated record. The coding region runs from base 1 to 1641 and encodes 546 amino acids. NCBI's taxonomy places the organism in Eukaryota, Metazoa, Arthropoda, Insecta, Diptera, Diopsidae. The transcript is spliced from 4 exons.
AUGUCUUUUUUUCUUAAUCGUAUGAAACGUUUCCUCGAAUUAAUAUUGCAAACAGAAAAGACUGAAGCGAUGUCUUUUCAAUCGAAGCGAUUUUGGGAAAUAGACGAUGAAAACAACACAAACUUACAAGAAGAUGAAAAAUGUCAAGAACUAUAUAAAACAACUACAACAAGAGAUACAGACGGUAGAUACAUGGUGCAAAUUCCAUUUAAAGAAGAAUUGUCUUUAGGGAAUUCUAGAAAACAAGCAGUAGCAAGACUAAUCAACCUAGAGAAGAAAAUGAAGAAAGAAAUUAAGUCAGAAUACAUAGAGUUUAUGCGAGAAUACGAACGUUUAGGUCAUAUGGUCAAAGCAGAAAAUGAAAAUGAAGGGUUGUACUAUAUGCCUCAUCAGGCUGUAAUCAGAGAAGCAAGUUCAACAACGAAACUACGUGUAGUUUUUGAUGCGUCCGCUAAAACAACAAAUGGAAAUAGUCUUAAUAAUAUCAUGAUGACCGGACCGCGAUUACAAAAAGACAUAUUUGACAUAAUAAUAAAAUGGAGGUUAUGGAAAUUCGUGGUGACAGCAGAUGUGGAAAAAAUGUAUAGACAAAUAAAAAUUGCAGAAGAGCAUCAAGAUUAUCAACUUACUUAUGGAACUGCUUCGGCCCCAUUUUUAGCAGUUCGCACAUUACAACAAAUUGCUGAAGACUAUAAUGGAGACAUUCUUAUUAAAAAUACAAUUAAAGAUGAUUUUUAUAUGGAUGACUUAUUGACUGGCGCUGAUACAAAAUUAGAUUGUAGAAAUAAAACCAAUACAAUUUUCAAAUGUUUAAGCAGCGCUGGAUUUAAAUUGCGGAAAUGGAUGUCCAAUAAUCAAUCAAUCUUGAAAAAUCUUCCCAUUGACGCCGAAAAUAAAAUACUGUGCAUAGAGGAAGAUAAUUCAAUAAAAACACUAGGAUUGAAAUGGAAUCCAAAAAAGGAUGAAUUCCAAUUCACAAUAAAUAUAUUAUCAAAUGAGAAAAUAACUAAAAGAAUGGUAUUGUCAAUAUACGCAAAAAUGUUUGACCCAUUAGUGGAGCAAAUUCGAAUUCCAAGAUGGAUGGGAGUCUCGAGUUCAGAUAAUUGGGAGUUACAUGGAUUCUCGGAUGCAUCUGAAGCCGCUUAUGCAGCGGUAAUAUACAUCAAAAUCGGUUUACAUAUAAACCUAUUGACUGCAAAGAGCAAAGUAGCACCAAUAAAAAACAAGAAGACUAUUCCCAAGCUAGAACUAUGUGGAGCUCACUUAUUAGCAAAACUAAUGAGUAAAAUAAUUAAAAUUUUAAAUACAAAUCCAAAAACUUAUUGUUGGAGCGAUUCUGCAAUCACGUUAUGGUGGCUAAAAGAACCAAAAAACAAAGAGAAGUUUGUAAGAACUCGUGCAACAGAAAUUAAAAAUUUAAUUCCAGAAACUGAAUGGCGUCAUAUAAGAUCAAAAGAUAAUCCAGCUGAUAUAGCACCUAGAGGCAUCUGUGCAAACAAAUUAAAAGAUUACAUGCUAUGGUGGCAUGGGCCUGCAUGGUUAGUAAAACCAAAGGAAGAAUGGCCAAAUGAUGAAAAAUUAAAUGGAAUGUCAACAGUUAUCACGACUUUAAUUUCAGAUAAUAAUUUUUUGAGCGAUUGA